Chinchilla lanigera (long-tailed chinchilla) is the source of this 3387-nucleotide messenger RNA. RefSeq names its product UDP-glucuronosyltransferase 2B17-like. The record is from RefSeq and is a predicted model, not a curated record. Gene Ontology annotation, molecular function: UDP-glycosyltransferase activity. NCBI's taxonomy places the organism in Eukaryota, Metazoa, Chordata, Mammalia, Rodentia, Chinchillidae. The transcript is spliced from 6 exons. Bases 48 to 1640 code for a protein of 530 amino acids.
UUCAAGAAGGCAGCACAAUUUGAAAAGAAAAACAGCAUUUUACCGAGAUGUCCAUGAAAUGGAUCUCAGCUCUGCUGCUGCUACAAUUGUGUUGUUGUUUUAGCUUUGUGAGCUGUGGAAAGGUGCUGGUAUGGCCAAUGGAGUACAGCCACUGGAUGAAUAUGAAGAUCAUUGCAGAGGAACUUAUCCAGAGAGGACAUGAUGUGACAGUUCUGAUACCUUCAAGCUUUAUUUUUCUUGAUGUUAAUGCAUCAUCUGGUAUUAAAUUUGAAACAUUUACUGCAUCUAUGAGUAGACAACAACUGGAAGACUUUUACACUCAGUUAAUCACUAAGUGGAUGAAUAUACAAUCAGUAGAUACAUGUUUGGCGUAUUCUCCAGUAAUGGAAGACAUUCUUAGGGAAUAUUCUGGGAUUUGGGAGAAUGUUUGUAAAGAAGCAGUUUCAAAUAAGAAACUUGUGACAAAACUACAAGCAUCAAAAUUUGAUGUCCUUCUUGCAGAUCCCGUUGCGCCCUGUGGAGAGCUAGUGGCUGAGCUAUUGAAACUACCUUUUGUGUACAGUCUUCGCUUCUCCCCUGGCUUCCAUGUGGAAAAAGCUGCUGCAGGGCUUCUAUUUCCUCCUUCUUAUGUACCUGUUAUCAUGUCACGCUUAAGUGGUCAAAUGACUUUCAUGGAAAGGGUGAAAAACAUGAUAUGCAUGAUUUAUUUUGACUUUUGGCUUGAAACAUUUAAUAAGAAAAAUUGGAACAAGCUUUACAGUGAAACUUUAGGAAAACCCACUACAUUAUAUGAGAAAAUGAAACAGGCAGAUAUGUGGCUUAUUCGGAGCUACUGGGAUUUGGAAUUUCCUCGCCCUACCUUACCAAAUGUUGACUUUGUGGGAGGACUCCAUUGCAAACCUGCCAAACCUCUACCUAAGGAAAUGGAAAACUUUGUGCAGAGCUCUGGAGAACAUGGAGUUGUGGUGUUUUCUCUGGGGUCGAUGGUCAGUAACAUGACAGAAGAGAGAGCGAAUGUGAUUGCUUCAGCCCUUGCACAGAUUCCACAAAAGGUUCUUUGGAGAUUUGAUGGCAAGAAACCAGAUACCUUAGGGCCCAACACUCGGUUGUUCAAGUGGCUCCCCCAGAACGACCUGCUUGGUCAUCCAAAAACCAGAGCUUUUAUAACACAUGGUGGAGCCAACGGUGUUUAUGAGGCAAUCUACCAUGGAAUCCCUAUGGUGGGCAUUCCUUUGUUUGGGGAACAACAUGAUAACAUUGCUCAAAUGGAGGCUAAAGGAGCAGCUGUUAAACUGGAAUUCAAAUCACUAUCAACUACAGAUUUGCUAAAUGCACUGAAGACAGUCAUUGACAACCCUUUCUAUAAAAGCAAUGCUAUGAAGUUAUCAACCAUUCACCAUGAUCAGCCAAUGAAGCCCCUGGACCGAGCAGUCUUCUGGAUCGAGUUUGUCAUGCGCCACAGAGGUGCCAAGCACCUGCGGCCACUUGCUCAGAACCUCACCUGGUACCAGUACCACUCUUUGGAUGUGAUUGGCUUCCUGCUGGCUUGUGUGGUGACCGUUACUUUCGUUGUCAUAAAAUGUUGCUUGUUUUGUUUUCAAAAUUUUGCCAAGGUAGGAAAGAAGAAAAAGAGAGAGUAGAGUCUUUAAGGUGUAUGGCAUUAGAAGUUCGAGCAUUUCACUUAAUUCCACUGCCAUGAAUCAGUCAUUACAAGAUGGUCCUCCAUUAUUUAUAAGACCUUUGCCCUCUUGAUUUACCCAUAAUUUUAAUGCUAUUUAAGGCAGGCAUACUUCAAAUUUCAGUGUUCCCAUAAUGAUUCUACUUUAGUUUUGAUAUGUAUUUCAUCAUAAAUUUUAAAAAAGGAGAGUCACUGGAAUCACAUUUUGUUGCUUUGAAAAAAAACAGGAAGCCUGAAGAUUUUGUUGUAUUUUCAAAAACAUAUUCUAUUUGAAUAAAAUGUAAUUCACUGGAGUAUUUGUAUAUGUCAAAGAACAUCAGAGGAAGAUUUUUAAUAGUACUGUGGGAGAUUUUAUUCAAAGAACUAAAAUAGAGAAGAGAGACUUUAAUAUAAACUGAUCUCAACUUACUAAGAAAAAUGUGACUAUUAAUCUCAUGGGACUAAAAGGAGACUCUGGGGAAGUGAAGAAGGCAAGCCAAAGGGAAGCAGUGGGCUGUAUGGAAGUGGAAAACUUACAGAGGAAGGAAAAAGAAAAAUUCUGAAAAUGGCCUGGCAAAUGGGGUUAGAAAAAGUACUGUUUGAAAUUUGAGAGAAUCACACUGGCAUGAGCGAAGAUAGAAGAGGGAAGGGUAAGAUCAGCUGUAGGGAUGUAGCCCAUGACUUAGGGCAGAUAGCAUGGUGAGUUUAGUUAAUUUCACAGCAUAUCAUUAAGGCAAAUAUUUUUUCUUGUAGGAUUUUAGCAUUGAAAUCACUUGGAAAAUACAAAGUAUAUCCUAUAAAAUUUCUACUUGAUUUGCACAAUUUUGUUUGUCCAAACUAGCUUCUUUCCUCAAACUUUGUAACCUAGUAAUAUACUUGAUUUGAACAAUAAACAACCUUUUCUGCAUGUGGCCUUCAAUAUUAUCUAGUUACUAAUUUUCUCUUACCAGACAUUCAUGUAUAACUGGACAGUAAGACAAAAAAUGAAAGGAAUAUGGCCUGUUAGUUCAGAGUAUUAGCUGAGGUUCUGAGAGUUUAGUUCAGUGCUAUUAGAGUAUAAUAUUAUAUUUCCCUCCUUCUCCAAGUAAUUCUCUAUUUUUUCACUUUAUCCUUCUAGUCAGAUGUUUCUACCACCUCAUGAUAUAGGAUACUGAGGACACAAAAAUCAGAAAUUCAUAUUACCUCUGUAUUCAUAUACCUCUGUAUUCUGUAAAUACACACAGAAAAAGUGAAGAUGGAACAAGGGGCAAAUAUUGUGUGCAGCCAUUUUUAAAGCCUGUGCUUUUGAGAGCAAUAUAAAAUGCAAAAUUCUCCACAUCUUGUCUCUAAACAUCUACAGACAUUACCUAUGGAUGCGCAGCAUGCUGUACAAUGUAACCCACACACAGGAGGGAAACUAAGUGGGGGCCGGUUCUGCCUAACUGAGAUGUUUUCAAACCGCUGGUUGGAAAAGACAGAUGAUUAUCAUUGUGACGUAUGGAAACGCUCAUGUAUAUAAACGUUAUAAGUAAUUGUCAGUCAAUAUAUUAUGGUAAUAAUGUCAAGAAAAGAAGUGCCAAUGGUUUUCUUUUAAGAAACUUUGAAUAUCUAACCACUAAAAAGAAAAAAUAAUAUGUAUAAACACUAUUUUGAGAAAUAAUGAGACUGUAUAUGCACUAGCUGACCCAAAUUUCAAGCUAUUAUCUAUUUCUUAGUAUAAUACUCUGUGAAAAUUAAAUGACUUUAUUGAA